Molecule: messenger RNA, 846 nt
Organism: Colletotrichum aenigma
Lineage: Eukaryota; Fungi; Ascomycota; Sordariomycetes; Glomerellales; Glomerellaceae
Exons: 1
Coding region: 1-846 (281 amino acids)
Source: RefSeq, a predicted model, not a curated record
AUGUCCAACGAGGUGGACUUUGCCUUUCAAGGCGAUGUCAUCAACCUGGGAUCUCUUACCCACAUGCUGACGGGCCGCGUAUUGGAAGCUCUGAGCGAUGGCAAAGUCGACAUCUACGCCGUUGGUGCCGCUUUCUGGUUAGGCGCUAGGGUUCCCAUCCGGUCAACCUUGGCAGACACGGUUCACGCACAUGUUGCGCAAAGACGCGGAUAUCAGUCAGUCUUGUCGAAGGCUCUUAGCACUGGCUGGGGUCAUUCAACCCCAGUGGUUGAGAUGACGCGCACACGGGCUGGGACGAAUGCUCUGCUACUUGUGGGAGCACUUACAACUGGUUCAUCGCCCUUCCAAGCUGCACAAUGCCUCUCGGAGUUAUUGGGCAUCUUCGGUAUCAGCCUCGAAAGACUCCCAAGCGUCGACGUUCUGAAAGAGCUUGCAGCGUAUUUGACGCCAUUCGUCCAUGAUCUUGGAUUUUCAAAAGUUCUUCAACACAUUACCGACGUGGUGGAGGGCUCAUUGGAAGCCGAAAUCCUAUCCAAAUCAGCCAAUGGCAGAAGACCAGAUCGACAACCACUCUGGGAAUUGAGACACCUGGGUUCAGCAUCUGCUCUGGCGGGGGCAAUUAAGCAGCUGAUUUACACGUCCGAAAACCGACAAGAUCACUACAUGAUCUUAGAAAUGCGUGGAUCCUGGCUUCCUGCUUUUGCAAGUCACCUGCUCGGAAUGUCCGUUGAGCUUCUUUGUCAUGGAAAGCUGUUAUGGGCAUGCGGGGGGGGGGGGGGGACAAGGGGAGUAUUACUUUCCAGUUGGGAAAGCAUUCCAUUGACAAGUUUUCUAUCCAAUCUUUGA